Molecule: messenger RNA, 255 nt
Organism: Cladophialophora bantiana CBS 173.52
Lineage: Eukaryota; Fungi; Ascomycota; Eurotiomycetes; Chaetothyriales; Herpotrichiellaceae
Exons: 1
Coding region: 1-255 (84 amino acids)
Source: RefSeq, a predicted model, not a curated record
AUGCAAGCUCCACACAAGCGCACCGAAGGCGAUCCCGGCAAGUUGCAGGCUCCCGAUGUGGUAGAGCGUCGGCUCGCACUCGCGAGCGAAAAUGUUCAGCAUGUUGCAAACCAGGAUUCCGGACUGUGUGCGCACUGCUGGCUGCCAGAGACGAAACAAAGAGCCGUAGCCUGCGAGGAGGAGAGCCGGAAGAAGGCUGAGCAGUACAAGAACGGGGGCGGCUGCGUGGAUGAUCAGGCAUUGGCGGGAAAGUGA